Messenger RNA from Athene cunicularia (burrowing owl), 8723 nucleotides. It is a transcript of the gene STAG1, whose product is annotated as stromal antigen 1. The record is from RefSeq and is a predicted model, not a curated record. Gene Ontology annotation, biological process: sister chromatid cohesion. Bases 3059 to 6832 code for a protein of 1257 amino acids. The transcript has 34 exons. Gene Ontology annotation, molecular function: chromatin binding. Lineage: Eukaryota; Metazoa; Chordata; Aves; Strigiformes; Strigidae. Gene Ontology annotation, cellular component: cohesin complex; nucleus; chromatin.
GUCCCGUGUCCCGGAGCGGUGGCGUUUCCCUGCCCCUCAGGGUGGUAGAAGCAGCGCGCUGAGCCCGGGGGGGCUGGCGGGUGGGUUGGCCCGUCUGGUGGCAUUGGAGCUGGGAGCUGCGGCGCCCGGGGGAAGCCAAGCGUAGGCAGUGCCCUCUGACCGGUACUGGGAGGUGGGAAGAGGCAGGAAAACCAAGCCGGGGUCCUGAGCUGUUGGACAGCCAAAAUAACCAGGGUCCUGCUUGGUAGGAAGACUUCUGUGAUGGGUGCUGGCCGCUUGGUGACCGGCCCACGCUGGGAAGUGGUGGGUGGGCAGCCACCCUUUGCUUUCCAUGUGUUCGUGAGCUGGAACGGGGAGCUUGAGUGGCAAUUGGGAUGAAGUGUGACUUCAGAGAAAGAAGAUAGUAGCUGUAGCUAUAGAGCAACUUACAGGGAUGUGACUGUCAAUAUCGAUGUCAAAAAACUUAGUUUCCGAUAAGACAGUGUGAGUUUAAUUAAACAAAAUUGAGCUGCUUUAUAAGUAUUGAUGAUUUCGGUUGUGUUCCACACAAUUCUGUGGUAUGUGUAGCUCUGUUGAGUUAGUCUAGUAGUAGCAUUUGUUAAGUUGUUGAGGAACAACAAGCCUUCUCCAGAUCACACCACUAACACAAUUGUUCUGAAAUUGUGUCAGGUGUUUGGUGGGAUGGAUGACAUUACUGUCUGGAUUCAGGCAUCUUGAGACUCACUUAACUUUUCCACAUUACUACACUAGUGAUAGGGGUGGUACAGGGAGAGAAGGAUUGGUCCAGAUUUUCUGCAUCCAAAGCAGUUUUGCUGUGUCUAGUGAGGUUCUUUUGUUCAUCUGGAGAUAGCAAGGUCAUUCGAUGAGUGUUUCUACAAUGUAAUCCAUCAGUCCAUGAAAAAAAUCACUGGACCACAAGGCAGGUUGUCUGUCAAAAGGUGUCCUGACUAUAGGAAGAAGUUCUUGCUUUUAUGGAGGUAGAGGCCAGUUUAUUCUUUCUUUCUUUGUGACUCAACUCUGAAUUUUUUGUGCACAGCCUGAGAAAAUACACGUAGUGGGUGCAGAGGUUUUUGAAAUGGCAAGACAACCCAUGAUGCAGCAGGAUUUCCUGGUGAGCAGGAACAGAGGGUCUAACUCCAGGGUUAUGAUUAAUCUGAGAGGAUGCAAUUUUUACUGGCUGCUCAACACAGAGUUUAGUUGGAAUUCUUGAUUGCUACUGCUGGUGGACACACUUGUGCAUUUACAGCAGUUGGAGGGGGUGGUGGAAAAUGCUAAUUUUUGCAGCUGAAUGAAUGGUUAGUGCCAGUUCUGGAGGUUCAAAGCACCUCUCCACAACCCUUGUAUUUGAGGACCGAAGCAUGUGGUAGUUGGUAGCUCAGGUUGCUGGUGGUUCCUAACAUUUUACAAACAUGCUGACAUUGAUAAGUUCACUCUGAGACAGCAUUUGUGGCUAAACAUUCACACAUGAUAUGCUGUGGAGGGAACUUGAGGACACCUGAAACCCUGAUAUUAGAGCUUUGUGACUAGGGUCUCCAAACUUUUCAGCUGCUGUCUCUGUCCGUAGCCUGCCCUUUGUAUUGUGCAGAUUUUUACGUGACACUGAAACCGCAGUGCACCUUUUGAUAGUUGGGAAGGUUUACGAACAUUAAAUAUUUGGCUGCGUUGACAAAAUGAGUUACUCAGGAUGUUUGGAAACGUAACAGCUGACUAUUUUUGAUUUGAAAGAACCCUUUCCUAAAGAAGAACAUGUACCUCAAGUUUGCACUAGUGACUUGGGAUGCUCUCCUUUCCCUUUGUUGCAAAGACCUGCUCUGAUAGAAGGUGGCUAGAUACUGGUAUUUUAAAUAUCAUUUUAGUAGGCAAGUGAGCCCAUAGAAAUGUAAGGAUGCGGUGGGAGAGAAAUGCUUAAUUGUGAUGGCUUUCUACAAAAAGUUCUUUUAAAAACUAUAAGAACAUGUCUUUAUAGUAACAUUUGUAAAUUGUUUUCUGGUAAAAUGCACAAAAGAGUCAAACACCCUGCUGAAAACUUGCUAGCUCUGUAGUUAACACAAGGUGUACUUGCGUUAAAGCAGCAAACUUGUCAUCCACUUAAGUUGUGUGGGAAUGUCAGACUCAGUUUGGAUGCAGUGCUAUUGAAUGGGUGGUCAGCCUCUUGGAGAUCUGGCGCUCUCUGUUCCGCACCUUGAAUUGCCCAUGUAUUUUGGGUGGGGCUCUGGCUUCUGGUGCUUGGAGUCAAAAAACAGAAGGUGAUGAUGAAAUCUAAGGCUGAGAUAAGGAUGUGCCAUAUCUAAAUCUUACAUACUGGCUUCAGGACUCAAAAUGCCAACCAAAAUGUGUAAGAUAAUUCAUGCUUUUGUUUAUAAAGUUUUGGGGGGGGUUAAUUGUAGUCAUGCAAAUUUAUCAUGUGGGGCUCUGAAACUCUCCCAUUGCAGACUGACAUCUCCUCUUGCUUGCAGUGCCACUGUGUUUGCUCAUUUGGCUAAAAUUAGAAAGGAGUAGAGUUGGUUUUCUUUCUUGGAACAGAAAGAGAAACCCUACAAAGUUUGAGUUCACCAGCAGAUAAUUGUUUUGUCACUUCUGUCCAGGAGAUCUAGAGAUAUGCUUUAUUAGCAAUAUUUUGCUUUUCCAAGCUAAUUUAUCUUUGUUGGUUUGGGUAUUGAGUAUGUGAUCAGACUACAAAAACAUAUUUCUUUGUUCCUCUAGGAAAAAAGGGGUUGAGAGAACAUUAUUAUGACCCUGUGUUGCAACUUUACAGUCUGAAAAUAUGCUUCCAAAAACUUGUGUUGUUUUGGGAAGGUCCACGCUAUUUUAUUUUUUUUUUUUUUAGGGUAGAAACCACUUUCAGCUGGCUGAAAGAGCUGAAGAAAAGGAGCUGCAGAGGGGAUCUUCUUAUUUCUCUUUUUGUAGCUACUUGCUAAUUUCCAACAUGUCCCAUUAAACAUCUGAAUGUAGACUGGACUUUAACAUUCUUUUCAUGAAAGAGGCUUCCAAGUAAUUGUUUUAUAAUAACUUUUAGAAGAAGUUCUAUGUAGCUCUUAAUUUCAAGAGUGCUGCAAAAAUGAUUACUUCCGAUCUGCCAGUACUACAGGAUUCUACAAAUGAAACUACUGCACAUUCAGAUGCUGGCAGUGAGCUUGAAGAAGCAGAAGUCAAAGGAAAAAGAAAAAGGGGCCGUCCUGGCAGGCCUCCAUCUGCCACUAAGAAACCUCGGAAGUCUCCAGCAGACAAGGGUCGUUCUGAAUCUGGAGCUAGAGGAGCGAGUCGUGGAAGAGCUAAUGGCCACCCUCAGCAGAAUGGAGAAGGGGACCCUGUCACUUUGUUUGAGGUGGUUAAGCUGGGAAAGAGUGCUAUGCAGUCUGUGGUGGACGACUGGAUUGAAUCAUAUAAACAAGACAGGGACAUAGCACUUCUGGAUUUAAUCAACUUCUUUAUCCAGUGUUCAGGAUGUCGAGGUACUGUAAGAAUUGAAAUGUUCAGGAACAUGCAAAAUGCAGAAAUCAUAAGGAAAAUGACAGAAGAAUUUGACGAGGACAGUGGUGAUUAUCCACUUACUAUGCCUGGGCCACAGUGGAAGAAGUUUCGAUCCAACUUCUGCGAGUUCAUUGGAGUGCUCAUUCGACAGUGUCAGUAUAGCAUCAUUUAUGAUGAAUACAUGAUGGACACCGUGAUCUCUCUUCUGACUGGUUUGUCAGAUUCCCAGGUCCGGGCUUUCAGGCACACCAGUACAUUAGCUGCUAUGAAGCUUAUGACUGCUCUUGUGAAUGUUGCCUUAAACCUGAGCAUUCAUCAGGAUAAUACACAGAGGCAGUACGAAGCUGAGAGAAACAAAAUGAUUGGCAAAAGAGCUAAUGAAAGAUUGGAGCUGCUACUUCAGAAAAGAAAAGAGCUACAAGAGAAUCAAGAUGAAAUCGAAAAUAUGAUGAACUCUAUUUUUAAGGGUAUAUUUGUUCAUAGAUACCGUGAUGCUAUUGCUGAGAUUAGAGCUGUCUGUAUUGAAGAAAUUGGUGUCUGGAUGAAAAUGUACAGUGAUGCCUUCCUGAAUGAUAGUUAUUUAAAAUAUGUUGGUUGGACACUACAUGACAGGCAAGGUGAAGUGAGGUUGAAGUGUUUGAAAGCUCUUCAGAGUCUGUAUACCAACAGAGAGUUAUUUCCAAAACUGGAGCUGUUCACUAAUAGAUUCAAGGAUCGCAUUGUAUCAAUGACGCUCGAUAAGGAAUAUGAUGUCGCUGUGGAAGCCAUUCGAUUAGUCACACUAAUACUUCAUGGAAGCGAAGAAGCUCUGUCAAAUGAAGACUGUGAGAAUGUUUAUCACUUGGUGUAUUCAGCACACCGGCCUGUUGCAGUAGCAGCUGGAGAAUUCCUUCACAAAAAACUGUUCAGCAGACAUGAUCCCCAAGCUGAAGAGGCUCUAGCAAAGAGGAGGGGGCGAAAUAGUCCAAAUGGAAACCUUAUUAGAAUGUUGGUUCUUUUCUUUCUUGAAAGUGAGUUGCAUGAACAUGCAGCCUAUUUGGUGGACAGUUUGUGGGAGAGCUCACAAGAACUGUUGAAAGACUGGGAAUGUAUGACAGAAUUGCUCUUGGAGGAACCAGUCCAAGGAGAAGAAGCAAUGUCUGACCGGCAGGAGAGUGCCCUUAUUGAGUUGAUGGUGUGUACAAUCAGACAAGCUGCUGAAGCACAUCCUCCAGUAGGCAGAGGCACUGGCAAGAGAGUCUUGACAGCAAAAGAAAGAAAAACUCAGAUAGAUGACAGAAAUAAAUUGACUGAGCAUUUCAUUAUUGCACUUCCUAUGUUGCUAUCCAAGUAUUCUGCUGAUGCCGAGAAGGUUGCAAAUCUCCUGCAAAUCCCUCAAUAUUUUGAUCUGGAAAUCUAUAGUACGGGCAGAAUGGAAAAGCAUCUGGAUGCCUUACUGAAACAGAUCAAGUUUGUUGUGGAAAAGCACGUGGAAUCAGAUGUUCUCGAAGCCUGCAGCAAAACCUACAGCAUACUCUGCAGUGAAGAAUAUACAAUCCAGAACAGAGUUGACAUAGCCCACAGUCAACUUAUUGAUGAAUUUGUGGAUCGAUUCAACCAUUCUGUAGAAGAUCUGCUGCAGGAGGGAGAAGAAGCUGAUGAUGAUGAUAUAUACAAUGUGCUCUCCACGUUAAAGAGGUUAACCUCUUUUCACAAUGCGCAUGAUCUCACAAAAUGGGAUCUGUUCAGUAACUGCUACAGAUUACUAAGAACUGGAAUUGAACACGGAGCUAUGCCUGAACAGAUAGUUGUUCAGGCACUGCAGUGUUCCCAUUACUCUAUUCUCUGGCAGCUGGUGAAAAUCACUGAAGGCUCCCCUUCCAAAGAGGACUUGUUGGUAUUGAGGAAAACUGUGAAAUCCUUUCUGGCUGUCUGCCAGCAGUGUCUAUCAAAUGUCAACACUCCAGUCAAAGAACAGGCUUUCAUGCUGCUCUGUGAUCUGUUGAUGAUUUUUAGUCAUCAGCUGAUGACUGGAGGUCGAGAAGGUCUUCAGCCUUUGGUGUUUAAUCCAGACUCAGGCCUCCAGUCAGAACUUCUUAGUUUUGUGAUGGACCAUGUCUUUAUUGACCAAGAUGAUGAAAACCAGAGCAUGGAGGGAGAUGAAGAAGAUGAAGCUAACAAAAUAGAAGCUUUACAUAAGAGAAGAAACCUUUUGGCUGCCUUUAGCAAGCUGAUAAUUUAUGACAUUGUGGACAUGCACGCAGCAGCAGAUAUCUUCAAACACUAUAUGAAGUACUACAAUGACUAUGGAGAUAUCAUUAAGGAAACCCUGAGCAAAACAAGGCAAAUUGAUAAAAUCCAGUGUGCAAAGACACUCAUUCUCAGUUUGCAACAGCUGUUUAAUGAGCUUGUUCAGGAGCAAGGUCCCAAUUUGGACAGGACAUCUGCCCAUGUUAGUGGAAUUAAGGAACUGGCCCGUCGGUUUGCCCUCACUUUUGGCUUGGAUCAGAUCAAGACGAGAGAGGCUGUGGCCACACUACACAAAGAUGGCAUAGAGUUUGCCUUCAAAUACCAGAAUCAAAAAGGACAAGACUAUCCACCUCCUAACCUUGCUUUCCUUGAAGUGCUUAGUGAAUUUUCUUCUAAACUCUUGCGACAGGACAAAAAGACUGUUCACUCCUACUUAGAGAAGUUUCUGACAGAGCAGAUGAUGGAAAGAAGAGAAGAUGUAUGGCUUCCACUCAUUUCCUAUAGAAACUCACUAGUUACGGGUGGUGAAGACGACAGAAUGUCUGUUAACAGUGGAAGCAGCAGCAGCAAAGCCUCUUCAGUGAGGAAUAAGAAAGGAAGACCACCACUUCACAAAAAGAGAGUAGAAGAUGAGAGUCUAGAAGGCUCAUGGCUGAACAGGAAUGAAAGCAUACAUACUCCAGGGACACUGCAAGCACCACAGCUCACCUCAACUGUCUUGAGAGAGAACACUAGACAAAUGGGAGAGCAGAUCCAGGAGCAUGAGUCGGAGCAGGGAUCUGAACAAGAUUUUUUACACAAUCCCCAGAUGCAGAUAUCUUGGUUGGGCCAACAGAAGCUAGAAGAUUUAAAUCGAAAGGACAGGACAGGAAUGAACUACAUGAAAGGGAGAACUGGUGUAAGGCAUGCAGUACGAGGUCUAAUGGAAGAUGAUGCUGAGCCCAUCUUUGAAGAUGUAAUGAUGUCCUCACGAGGUCAGCUAGAGGAUAUGAACGAAGAAUUUGAGGACACAAUGGUCAUUGAUCUGCCACCUUCAAGAAACCGGCGAGAACGGGCUGAACUGAGGCCAGACUUCUUUGACUCCGCAGCUAUCAUUGAGGACGAUUCAGGAUUUGGAAUGCCUAUGUUCUGAAGUCUGGUGAAGACAUUUUACAAAUUUGGAACUCUAUUGUUUAGAGCUAGAGGCCUAUAUACUGUGAUAGCUUGUAUGAAAUCCACAUUUUUGAUGUGAUACGGUUUGAUUUUUAACCAAAUGAUUGAGGUCAAUCCCUUUUUGUAGUGACAGAAAGAAGAGGAACUUCUUAAUGACGCAAAGGAAUGUUGGCCAAUCCAGUCACCUCAGAAGGGCUGACCUAAAAAAUCAUUUGUAUCCCUGUUCUUGACUGUCCUAAUACAGAUUUUUUUUUUUUUUUUUCCUGGAUGAGGAGGAAGUUUUAAAUUGUUAAGACAGCUGUCGAAAUAAACACUGUUCUACAUAUGUUUUCUGAAAACAACAUUGAGUGAAAACAGAACUUUUUAACUUUAUUUUUCUGCUGUACAAUUUAAAACAGUUUUAACAUUUGCCUUUUUAUGUUUUAAAAGCUAGCCAUUUUUAUUAAACCUAUGCCUAUCAGCCAUUGACUAGCAAUGAUGCUAUAAGCAGGUCAUUCUGGCUACAGAAAAGUGUUUUUGAACACACUGGAUUUGAUUAACAUUAUGGUACGCGUAUAUCCUCUCAUAGGCAUUGAGAAAACACUCUUAUAGAAGAGGUUAGAAUUCUAAUGACGUGCAUCUCUGCCAAAAAAUUUCAGAUUCUGAUAUGAUAAACCCAGAUUUUAUACUCUUGAGAAGAUUUAUUUUUAUUUAUAAUGGGACAUAACGUAAGAGAUGUCCAUGAAGCCACUUUUCCAACAGAUGCUGUGUAACAUUCAUUUUAUAUAGCACAUGGGGACACAAAAACAGUAAAUUUUCUAUUGGUACUUGCUCUGUGCAUUUUUAGCAACUUAUACCAGCAAAUAAAGUAUUCUCAGUAAAACACACAAAUGGUUCUCAAGUAAUCACUUUGCUGUUUUUACUACCUACUUCAAGCCCUGCCAACCCAAGGUACAUAAACAGCAACUUUCCUAUUAAAAAAAAAAAAAAGUAAUUCAAGGGUGGGGGAAAGGAAUCACUUUAGCAUACUAAAAGCAAUUUUAACUGUACCAUAAAAAAAAGUCUACUUUCCAUGCCGUAAAUACCCUUUUGCGCUAUUUUUGUAAAUUAAUUUUGCCAGUUAGAAGUACUGUAUGUGCUGCAUAGAAAUUUGUGCUUAGAUGGUGAAGUUCUUAAGCUUACAAUGGAAUACAGCUACAUUUUCAGUGUUAACUGUGCAUAUUAAGAGUAAUUCUUUGGAAAAAAAAAUAUGAUUUUUCAAAAAAGUUAAAAACAUCAAAAAAAACCAAAAAACCCAAAACAUUCUCAGCUAAUUCAUUGUAAUAAGAGAUUUUUCAAUGUCUUCAAUAAUUUGGAAUUUCAUUACGCUUCGAUUUUAUGACUCUGCCUAGUAGCUGCUACUUAGUUAAAACUGGCCUGAUAUCAGAGGUGCUGGCCAUCCACAACUUGCACUGACUCUAGUAUCUCUAAGACUCAGCCCAAAAUGUUAAUCUUCCUUUCUGCAUUCUAAUAUUAGCAUUUGAGAUACAAAGCAGAUUGACCCACUUGGGAGCACAGCAGUUUUAAAGGUGCUUUUUUUUUUUUAGCAACUGCAAAAUAAUCAUGGAGCUUUUUUCUGUUACAAGCUUAUUGAAAAACAGAACAACAUUUAAUGCCCAGUGCUUACUUGCUGGGAGGGAAAAGAAUCUAACUUUAAAAACAAACCAGCAUUUCACUUAGCUGGGGUUUGUUUCUUACAACAUGUGCAGUUCUCAGACAUGGUUGCCAAAAAUGUUCGACUAGGUAAUUCAGCCAUUCCUCAGACGGCGGUUGCGUAGCAGAUAAAACCCGAGAAGUAGCUGGAACUUUAUAAAAUAACGUUACCUCCCUUCCUCUUCCAUCCACCCCAAAAG